Psylliodes chrysocephalus is the source of this 1136-nucleotide messenger RNA. NCBI's taxonomy places the organism in Eukaryota, Metazoa, Arthropoda, Insecta, Coleoptera, Chrysomelidae. The record is from the annotation of a GenBank genome assembly.
GUGCACGUUUCGGCGGUGAGCUCUAAUUUGAAUUUUGAAUUAUAGUGACAUACUAGCACACAUAACAACUACAAAAAUGUUAUUAUUAACCCUGCUAGUAUUUAGCUUGGAUUUGAUAAGAAUGGUAUUUAGCCAUGGAAGAUUAAUGGAACCACCUGCAAGAAAUUCAAUGUGGAGAUUCGGAUUUCCAAAUCCUGUAAAUUAUAAUGACAACGAGCUGUUUUGUGGGGGUUUCACAGUGCAAUGGGAACAAAAUGAAGGUAAAUGUGGCCUGUGCGGUGAUGCUUAUCACUCAGAACAACCUAGACCACAUGAAGCUGGAGGCACCUAUGCUAAAGGUAUUCUAACUCGUCACUAUAGUGUUGGUCAAAACAUUGAUAUCGAAAUUGAACUGACAGCUAAUCAUUACGGUCGUUUUGAAGUAUUAUUGUGUCCAAAUAAUAAUCCUAGUCAGGAAGCUACACAAGAAUGUUUUAAUCAUUAUCCAUUGCGAGUGGUGGAAAAUGGGCAACACAGUUACCUAAUUCCCGAGGAUGGAAAGAAAAAGGCGGUUUUUAGGUACCAAGUGCGGCUGCCACCUUACAUAACAUGCACUCAGUGCGUUCUCCAAUGGACUUACUUUACGGGAAACCAAUGGGGAGAAUGUACCAAUGGCACACAAGCUCAAGGUUGCGGGAAAUCUGAAACAUUUAGGAACUGUGCCGACGUCGCAAUACACUCCAGUUCGGGUGGUGCAAUACCUCCAUUUUUUGUUGAUAUCGUCAAUCCGCAUCAGCUAUUUUAUAAAGAUUAUUCUAAGCCCGCGCCUUAUAAUGUUGUUCCGCUAGUGAUAAGAGAGCAAGUAUGCAUUCCUAAUAGCUUAUAUAAGAUGGUUCCUGGUGUUCGGGAUUGGUGUCAAAGUAACUGUUUGCGGUAUCCUCCGAAUUGUCCUGAGGAUAUUUGCACAUGUCCAAACACAUGUGAAGCAGUUGGAAAAUAUAGAGGAAACGUCGGUGCUGAUGUUUAUUGCAUGGACAAAUGUUUAGUAAACUCGGCAAUUAAUUGUUCCACUAGUGACUGUAUAUGUUAUGAAGAAUAAAACUCAAUAUAUCUUUUUAUAUAAAAUUUGUACGACUUUGGUAAAAUUCAUUUUCCCC